AUGACAGUCUCCGACUUUCUCAACACCCAGACCGUGGGCGGUUACCUUGUCUGCUUCCUCGUCGCUGGUGGCUUGAUCUACAACUACUCUGGCAACAAGAAGCCUGCGCAGAUUGCCAAGACUGCCAAGGCAUAUGUUGAGCCCAAGAAGGACACCAACGCAAAGAAGCAGCGAAAGGCUGCCUUUGCUUCACAAAAGCCCGAGGAGAAGGCUUCCACGAGCGCAGUCGAUCCCUCUAGCACAUGGCUGAGCAAUGACCCUAAGGAGGAAGUUGAUAAUGCCGAUUUCGCCAAGAGGAUGGCCAGUGUCAAGGAGGGCAAGAAGUUUGAUGGCAAGUCUGCUGCUGAUGCCAAGAAGAAGAAGACCAAGUCCGUCAAGCAAUCGCGUGCUGCCGAGAAGAAGCCUGUCGAGGUCACCGAGGAGGAGGAGGAGGAGCCCGCCGCUUCCUCUGCCCCCGCCGUCGAGGCUGUUGAGGAAGAGGAGGAGAGCUCCCCUGCCGCUUCCCCCGAGGUCACCCCUGCCGACCCCAGCGGCGUCAAUGACAUGCUCGAGCCCACCGCAUCCGGCCCCUCCGUCCUCCGCCUGACCGGCACCGAUAAGGAGAAGCCCAAGGCCAAGAAGCAGAAGGCCCCCGAGCAGGCUGAGACCAAGAAGCAGCGCCAGAACCGCCAAAAGGUUGAGGCCAAGAGAGCCGCCCGCGAGGAGGAGGAGAAGGAGCGCAAGGUCAAGCUCGAGAAGCAGCGCCGUACCGCUCGCGAGGCCGCCGGCAUCCCCGCCAAGGAUGGCUCCCAAUUCAUGGCCAGCGUCAACGGCAACAAGUCCGCCUGGACCGCCGGCUCCCCUAACGGUGCCUCUGCUACCAACGGCACCUCCACUGCUGUUCAGCCUCUCGACACCUUCGAUGCUCCGGCUCAGAACGGCACCUCUGCUGCCGCUCCCGCCCAGACCUCCAACAACUGGAUCUCUUCCCUUCCCUCUGAGGAGGAGCAGAUCCAGCGCCUCAAGGAGGAGGACGAGUGGAACACUGUUCCCGCCAAGUCCAAGAAGUCCAAGAAGGAGAACCGCUCCCCUUCUCCCGAGGCUGCCAAGCCUGCCGCUGCCGCCGCUCCGGCUCCGGCUCGCCCCAUCGCCCAGGCCGUUCAGAAGCCUGCCUCCAAUGGCAAGGUUGCAAAGCCCGUCACGUCCAACUUUGGAUCCUUCUCCGCCCUCAGCACCGAGGAGGAGGAGUGGGAUGUCUAA
Colletotrichum costaricense is the source of this 1239-nucleotide messenger RNA. RefSeq lists its product as uncharacterized. NCBI's taxonomy places the organism in Eukaryota, Fungi, Ascomycota, Sordariomycetes, Glomerellales, Glomerellaceae. The record is from RefSeq and is a predicted model, not a curated record. The transcript has a single exon. Bases 1 to 1239 code for a protein of 412 amino acids.